CAGCCUCGGCAAAACCAUGGAGGCCCCACGUAGCAGGGAGCAGCAAGCCAGGGAUUACUUGAAAACACACCGGAUCAUGGAGCUGCUGGACCACCUCACUAGCGUGCUUCUCUUUGUCAGGCCAGGAAAUCCAAGAGAAUACUUAAUUUCUGUGUUGGAAUAUAUGAAAAUUGCUAAAGAAACAAAUGUACCUUUUCCUUACUUUAUGGAUAACUCUAACAUCACAGCCAUGUUUGAGAUGCUGGAUAACUCAGGCAAAGGCACCAUAUCGUUUUUACAGUAUAAAGAAGCCCUAAAAACCCUGGGUCUAUGCGAUGCAGAUGAAGUUUUAAGUGAUGAUGGACAUAUAAUAAAUCUGAAUAAGUUCAAGAAGGAAGUGAACAAGAGGACUCAGGCAAUAUGGUCGUCAUUUUAAUAACACCAUAAAUUCAAGAUAAUAAAUGAUUCAGUAAAGCUGUCACUUGUCCAGUUUCAUUAAUU
Molecule: messenger RNA, 480 nt
Organism: Sciurus carolinensis (gray squirrel)
Lineage: Eukaryota; Metazoa; Chordata; Mammalia; Rodentia; Sciuridae
Gene: Efcab10
Product: EF-hand calcium binding domain 10
Exons: 4
Coding region: 17-415 (132 amino acids)
Molecular function (GO): calcium ion binding
Source: RefSeq, a predicted model, not a curated record